UUCCGGCGCUGGUGCGUAAACUUCCUGCUUCCGACGACAACAAUAUGGCGGCACCCAUAGCGAUUCACCUGGAGUUUGGGGGAGGGGCGGAGCUACUGUUUGGCGGUGUGAAGGAGCAUCAUGUGACCUUGCCCAACCAAUCAGGACCCUGGGACAUGAUGCAGCUGCUGGUAUGGAUCAGAGGGAACAUGCUGAAGGAACGUCCCGAGCUCUUUGUCCAGGGAGAUACUGUGAGGCCUGGGAUCUUGGUACUUAUCAAUGAUGCUGACUGGGAAUUGAUGGGUGAGUUGGAGUACAAGCUGCAGGACAAGGACAACGUAGUAUUCAUCUCUACUCUCCAUGGAGGUUAGAAUACACUGGGUGUAGAUGUCCACACACAAUCCCCCUCACUUUCUCCUAGUCCUAUUGUUCCGAAACAAAACUUGCUGGACUCUUGGAACUCUCAGCUCCAACCAACCAACCACUGAAAGAACACUGGGAUGCUAUGAUUUUUUAGUUCUCCAAGACCUCCGCCUGUAUUCAUUUCUGAUCUAGGAUCAGUUUUUCCUUUUAGAUCAUAAUUAAUACAAUUAUAAGGACAGGGUGGACCUGAUCCUAGAUCAGCACUCAGACUUGUUUUUUUUAAUAUGGGUGCUGGUCCUCCAGAAUGAUGUUUUGUGGAGUGAGGAGAAGAUUUCAUCUACGGAGAGGGACUCUAUGGUGAUGGUGUGGGUAUUUUCAGGGCCACAGUCAAAUGAAUAUUCUGCUACAGUUCUGUCUCCAUUCAAAUGGAUUCAGAAGAUGCAGUAGGACUUGAGCUGAUACCUUUUUGCCUUGAACUCUGCAUGUGAUUGGUCAAGAAUGUUAAUCAUUUACCACCAUUUGUACUUUUUUUAUUCACCAACAAAUUGCUGCUUCAAUCCUUCAAUUUAUGUUUUGAUGUUUUGAGACAAAAUGGAAAUUGAGACAAUCUGUCAAAAACGAUUAAUUUAGCUUGCUGCAAUGAUGUAAAGAUGUAACCAUAAACAAAUGUAUUUAAUUGAAUUGAUAGAUCAGAUUCAAAAAAAUAAAAGGAUUGCAUACUUUAACUCAUUUAAUACAUAACAAAUUGUCUAACGUUCCCUUUCAACAACAUCUUUCUGUUUGCUGCAGUACAGAAUAAAAGGCUACUUGGAUGACAGGUCACAAUUUG
Molecule: messenger RNA, 1171 nt
Organism: Coregonus clupeaformis (lake whitefish)
Lineage: Eukaryota; Metazoa; Chordata; Actinopteri; Salmoniformes; Salmonidae
Gene: urm1
Product: ubiquitin related modifier 1
Exons: 5
Coding region: 45-350 (101 amino acids)
Biological process (GO): protein urmylation; tRNA thio-modification
Cellular component (GO): cytoplasm; nucleus
Molecular function (GO): protein tag activity
Source: RefSeq, a predicted model, not a curated record